Messenger RNA from Chenopodium quinoa (quinoa), 3562 nucleotides. Its product is annotated as probable plastidic glucose transporter 1. The transcript has 10 exons. The record is from RefSeq and is a predicted model, not a curated record. Lineage: Eukaryota; Viridiplantae; Streptophyta; Magnoliopsida; Caryophyllales; Amaranthaceae. Gene Ontology annotation, molecular function: hexose transmembrane transporter activity. Bases 1722 to 3098 code for a protein of 458 amino acids. Gene Ontology annotation, biological process: monosaccharide transmembrane transport. Gene Ontology annotation, cellular component: membrane.
AGGAUUUUGUGUCACAUUUGAUACAUAAUUAGCUGGUAGCUGCUUUGAUAUAUUUGGUUGUAUUAACUGAUUUGACAGGUUAGUUACAUUACAUAUUUUGACUAACACUUACAUUAAUAAUAUAACUUAUUUUUGUAAAAAAAUUCGAGUAUUUAGACAGCUCUUACCAAAUGCCAGGUUGUGCAAUUUACAAAUUAUAUUUGGCAUGUGGGAUUAAGAAGGUGGGAAUGGAAAUAUAUUUACCAACAUGACUAAGGGGUCGUUUGAUUUGCAUGGGGUAACGGAAUGGAAUGAACAAAGGGAAUGAAAUGGAAUGGAAUGGAAUGAAAAUCCCUCAAAUGUAGUAUGUUGUUUGGUGUAAUAAAAACAAUGGAAUCACCAGAUUCACCACCACCACUAAACCACCACCACCACACCCACGCAACCAGAUUUCCGGUGGAUUUCGGUGAGAGGAGGGGUGACCAUAGAUUCCGAAUCUCGGCCUGCGAUUUCGACGGAGCUUAGCCUACAAAUUCGCCGGAUCUUGGCCUUCGAAAACUACCGAUUUCUUCCACCCAAAACUGUCGGACCUUGGCCUUCGGUGAGAGGAGGGGCGACGAAAGGAGAGGCGACCAUAGAUUCCGGAUCUUGGCCUGCGAAUUUUGACGGAGCUUGGCCUGCAAAUUCGAUCACCGGAUCUUGGCCUUCGAAAACUACCGGUAUCGCCCGUGGUUGUCGGCCUUUCGCUGAGGUUUCGCGGUCAGUUUUCGCUGGCGGUGGUUCGGUGAGGGGUGGCGAGUUCCAACAUGGAAAAGGUAUGGUGGGUAUGUUGGUGGCUGGGAAAGGGAAUAGAAAAGGUAAGGGGGGUGGGGAAUGGGAGCAAAAGGUUUUUGGGUAAUCAAAGGGGAAAAGGAAUGAUUGAAAUGGAAAAAAAAACAACAACAAAGGGAAUGAUUCCCAUGGAAUCCCAUUCCCUUUGAUUAUUACUGCGAACCAAACGGCCCCUAAUUCCCUUGUUUGUUUAAAGGGAAUGGAAAAUAAACUUUCACUCAAUUCCCACAUUUUUAUUACCUAGGGGGAGCUGGAAUUGGGGAAGGGAAUUGAAAGGGUAAGAAAUGACUAAAUUGCCAUUAAUGAGAAAGGUGAAAAGGAAGGGGAAAGAUAUGAGUAAGGGCAUUGAUGUAAUUUCUUAAUAGCUAUCAACAUAUUCCUAUCAACUAUCAAACUAUGAAUUUUUAUUCCCUUUCAUUAAUUCCCAACAACAAAUUCCCACUAUAAUUCCCCAAAUUUCCAUUCCCACACGCCAAACCCCCUGUGAGUAGUUUAUUAAAACUCCAAUAAACUAUUUAAAUCAUCUAGUUCAAACACCAAAAAAUUGUUUACUCUAUAAUUUUGUGAUUAAAUCUUCUAAUCGCAUCUAAAAAACUAAAAUCUCAUCAAUUACGAAGUAUCUUCUUAUCAAAUAUUACUCUGUAUAUUUGUUUCAAAUUAUUUGCAAACAAUUAGAUGGUUUUUACUCAUAUCUUAUGUCAAAUCGUUGUAAAUAAACAUAUGCGUACCUCGAUUUCGCUUCCCAAUAUGGGAAGAUCACGCAUCCCUAUGAACACUUAUUAAUUGAAUUCUCUAAUGAUAGAAGAGAAGCAAGUACGGAGUAAACAAUCAAUCAAACAAUCGGAAAAAAUUUCACCUUCAAAAGCACUAGUACGCAACCUAACAGUACUACAGUAGUAGGAGUUGCUAGAAUGGAGGCAAUAGCUACAGUUACAGCGUUUCAUCCUCCCUUUAGCGGUUUACCAUCGAAACCCACCUCCAUUUCCACCAAACUCAUGUAUUACUCUCUCCAUAAUUCUAUGCGUUUUCGUCACUUUAAACCCCUGAAACAGUUUUCUGUUUGUGCUUCUGAAAAGCAGCAGUUUCAGGAGGCUACUCCAAAUUCAACCCAAAUACCAGAUCGUAAAGCGGAGGAGUUAUCGAAAGGGAUUUAUGAUCGUUCAAAAGAAAUUGAUUUGGGCUGGUUGCCUGCACUGCCCCAUGUUUUGGCAGCAUCCAUGGCUAAUUUUCUCUUUGGCUAUCAUAUUGGAGUCAUGAAUGGCCCUAUUGCAUCAGUGGCACGAGAACUUGGUUUUGAGGGGAACUCUAUAAUAGAGGGCCUUGUAGUGAGCAUAUUUAUUGUUGGUGCCUUCAUUGGGAGUCUUAUUUCAGGAGCCUUGGUUGACAAAUUUGGCUGUCGGCGCACACUUCAAAUUGACUCUAUCCCAUUAAUUAUUGGUGCUAUUUUGAGUGCACAAGCACACUCUGUUAAUGAAGUACUUUUGGGAAGAUUUCUUGUGGGCCUUGGUAUUGGGGUGAACACAGUUCUUGUACCAAUUUACAUAUCAGAGGUAGCACCGACAAAAUAUAGGGGAUCUUUGGGAUCAUUGUGCCAGAUAGGUACUUGUCUUGGGAUCAUAGCCUCUUUGUUAAUUGCGAUUCCAGCAGAAAAUGAUCCACAUUGGUGGAGGAUAUUGCUAUACAUUGCGAGCAUCCCUGGGUUUCUUCUUAUGAUUGGUAUGCAGUUUGCAGUGGACAGCCCUCGAUGGCUAUGUAAAACAGGGAGACUUGACGAUGCUAAAUCUAUUCUUUGUAACCUUUGGGGCCCUUCAGAAGUUGAUAGUGCUAUAGAAGAGUUUCAGUUAUUAUUUAAUGGAACUGAGGGAGAUACCAACUCGAAAUGGUUGGAACUCUUCAAGGAGCCAAACUAUAAAGUAGCACUUGUAGGAGGUUUUCUUUUUCUACUGCAACAAUUUGCAGGGAUAAAUGGUGUCCUUUAUUUUUCAUCUUUGACCUUUCAAGAUGUUGGGAUUACAAGUGCUGCUUUAGCAAGCCUGUAUGUCGGGCUCACCAACUUUGCAGGGGCUCUUUCUGCAUUGUACUUGAUUGAUAAGCAAGGAAGGAGAAGACUUCUCGUUGGAAGUUAUUUGGGAAUGGUGAGGUUUUUUAAUGGUAAUGGGUGCCUACAGGCAGAGAGUGAAUUACACUGCUAUGUGAGACUUCGCAGGAUCAAGGAGGAUUGUGUAGAGAAAUAUGGAGGAAGCUAUAUCGAUGUUUCUUGCAGCAUAUGCCAUCAGCUUGCCAGAUGAAGAUGUCAGUCACAACUUAUCAAUCCUGGGUACAUUAGGGUAUGCUUUUUGAUAACUCAAAUUUGCAACUUUCUUUUGUUGAGGAUUGAUGGCGUCCGCUGAGCUGUUCCAAGCCUAUAAUCUUCUUAUAUGUGCUUGAACCUUUCAUGACCUGUAUGGUACAAGGUAAUAAUUAAAGGGAUGGUAAUGUGUAUGUAUAUUGUAUUAUGUCCCAUGUGAAUACUCAAGUCUAUUCGGUCAAUGGUUUCUGGAAAGACCAAGUUUAUCCCAAUUUUGUUGUAAAUAAACUUUAGUUUAGUGAACUGGAAUGGGGCGACUGUGUGCCCCAAAAAUUGUACUGUAAUCCUAAUUGCUGCUUUGAACGCUGGGCUAGGCUGGUUCUGCCAUAUGAUAGUACAUGGCCCAGCUUGAAUUAAGCAUCUGGGCUAGACUGACACAUUGGUGUGGUUAUGAAAGUUAAUCAA